Molecule: messenger RNA, 721 nt
Organism: Musca vetustissima
Lineage: Eukaryota; Metazoa; Arthropoda; Insecta; Diptera; Muscidae
Product: trissin receptor
Exons: 3
Biological process (GO): G protein-coupled receptor signaling pathway
Cellular component (GO): membrane
Molecular function (GO): peptide binding; G protein-coupled receptor activity
Source: RefSeq, a predicted model, not a curated record
GUAUCUCUAGAUGCUGAUCGUCCUGUGGUAUCGGCCUGUCGUAAAACGAGUUUCUUUCAACACCAUCACCACCACAAUCACUUGACACAUCAACAACAGCAGCAGCAGUUGCAACAGCCACCCGCGAACCAGGCCACAGCCCUCACAUCCGGCAACAACUCGCAUCAUCAUCACCAUCACUAUCCACGCUCCCAUCAUCUACAUCAUAAUCAUCACAACAACAGUCUGCACGGCGGCAGCGGCAGUCAACGUGUCUCCCACAUAUCCCAUUCGUCGAAUAAUGUUUUACGUGCCCGGCGAGGCGUUGUCCGGAUGUUGAUUAUCUUUGUCUUGACAUUUGCUUUGUGCAAUUUACCAUAUCAUGCCAGGAAGAUGUGGCAAUACUGGUCUCGUUCAUAUCGUGGCGAUUCGAAUUUUAAUGCUUUACUAACGCCCCUUACCUUUCUCGUUACGUACUUCAAUUCGGGCAUCAAUCCCCUGCUGUAUGCGUUUUUGAGCCGCAACUUCCGCAAAGGUAUGAAGGAACUGCUGAUGUGCUCGUGGCGUAAAAGUAAAACAAAAUCAUCAACAAAUUCAUCGAUGCAUCACAAACGACAGGCAUUACAGACCCAUUCCCUGCCAACAGAUACCACACACAUUGGCAACGAUCAGCUAUGAUGACCUCUGUUUCGCUGGCAAAGGAAAUUUUUUGGUGAAAAGACUUAAAGUCAUUCCAUCCCCC